This is a messenger RNA of Caenorhabditis angaria, 721 nucleotides long. Lineage: Eukaryota; Metazoa; Nematoda; Chromadorea; Rhabditida; Rhabditidae. The record is from the annotation of a GenBank genome assembly.
AUGGCAGAAUGGUUGAAAUCAGUUGGUACUGUCGUCAGCUACUUUUUCUCUGGAGAUAAUGUAAGUUUUUUGGAAAUAUUUCUAGUGGAUAUGAUAUAAUAUGGUGAUUUUUCAGUCAACUACUAAGAAAGUCGAAGUUCCACAAAAACCAAAGGAAGACGAAACCGAGGAAAACGAUUUCGGAUUCGAACAUUUGGAUUUAGAAGAAAGAAUGGAGCAAAAAAGAAAGUUGGAACAGGAAAGAAAACAAAGAGAAGAACUAGCUAGACAAGACUUCACCAGAAGGUACGGUAAAAAUUUUGCCGAUAUUCGAUGAAAAAAUAACAUGAAUCAUUUGUAUGAUGAAAUUAUGCAAUUUUCAUAGAAGUGGCGCGCCAAAUUCUUUUGAUUACGGCACUCUUUCAGCACCGCCGCGUCUAAUUUUGAAGCGCCGAGGCGUCAAUUUUUGAAGCGCCGAUGCAAAAAAAUGCUGGUUUUCUCAAGGAAAAACAUUAUCUUAAAUAAUUUUAACUAUGCUGGCAAAACCAAUGGUUUUUCCAGCAUUUUACUACUGAUAGUCCGCCCGCUUCUGUCAGCCUUGUUCCGAUUUUGAAAUUUCAAAAAUUAUUUGAUUCUACCAGAAAAACAAUUUUUCCCAAAUCCUACAAAAUAAUUUCAACAAAAUAGUAAUUUUUACAGAUUGCGGUUUGAAUUCAAACCAAGAUUGGACAACAACAACUAA